This is a messenger RNA of Folsomia candida, 3613 nucleotides long. RefSeq lists its product as uncharacterized. Lineage: Eukaryota; Metazoa; Arthropoda; Collembola; Entomobryomorpha; Isotomidae. Bases 142 to 2439 code for a protein of 765 amino acids. The transcript is spliced from 11 exons. Gene Ontology annotation, molecular function: lipase activity. The record is from RefSeq and is a predicted model, not a curated record.
AUGAGCAGUCAAAAGUUAAAUAUUUGCACAUCAAUACGUCUGUUAUUUUAAGAUCGGUCAGAAAAUCUUUGGAAACUACAAACCCUUCUUAACGGAGCACCCGUAAGAGAUAAUCAAAAGAUCAGAAGUUAACCGGCCAUCAUGGCGUCAAUCUACACCACUUUAAUCAACCAACAACACGCCCUUAUCGUUCAUUCCCCUUUUGUGCAAAUAUCGCAAUGGUUAAACCAGGUGGAGGAAAUUAUGGAGCAAAAAUCCAAGGCGGGUCAACCCAUUGUAAACGUGUGUUUCAUUGCAAAGGAGGAGCUACAAAUUGAUGAAAAUCUUCGACAAGAUUACUGGCAUGGAAAAAACGUUGUCAUCAUUUCAAAGACGGUCAAGGUGACCAAACCUUGCCAAUGGAACGUGUCAGGCGUUGAUGGAGCCCACGCCUCAAGCCAGCCCGCACAAAAUGGGAAAGAAUGGGGUGAUCCUGGACAAAACGGGGAAGAUGGAAGUGACGGCGAAAAUGGUGGAAGUGUAUACUUUCUUGUGGAAGACUGUCACAACCUCAACCAUUUACGGAUCAAGGUGAACGGUGGGAAUGGAGGAAGGGGACAACCAGGCGGUAACGGUUGUAAUGGAAAACCAGGCACAGACGGGUUUGAACUGAGUUUGAAGGAUUUAAAAGAAAAAUUUCCUCCAGAUUGUGCGUUCAGUAAAGUACAAUCAGAAUUGGAAAUUGUUGAAAAGCAAACCCAAAGAUUUAUUCAAGGAACAACAAAGCAGCGGCUUCAUAUGACAUUUGCUGUACACUCUGCCAUAUUUAGGACGCAUAUUUAUUUUUUAGUCAAAGGGAGCCAAGGUACUCUCGGCGGACCUGGAGGCGUUCCUGGGCGCGGAGGUGCUCCCGGUCGAUCCGGUUUAGCUGGGAAAGUUACCGAAAUCAAAAUCGGAGGCAUUGACAAACUUGAAGUGCAAGAACUCCAGAGUAUUGUUGAAGCGACAGAUGGUCUUGAUGGCCAGGGGGGAAACCCUGGCAAUGCGGGGAAAAGAGUUCCAGGAAAAGUUGGGCGGGAUGUGGGAUACGUGGCGUGGGCUGCUAUCCCUCACACAACGGUAUACUACGGCCCGGGAUACUUGAAAUUGGACACUUGCGAAGACCCGAACGAUCCAAUUAAUCCAGGGGUUUGGUGCGCGGAGACAUCAAAAUACGUCAGGAUUGUGGUAGUGCCUGCGAUUCCUGUUUCCAACGACGACCAUAACGUUUAUCGAGAUUACACACUUUCUUUGUUGCAAAGCGUUCCUCCAAUUUUACCGAGGAAAGAGCAUUACAAACUUAGUACUGAAGAGAUUAUCAUGGCUUAUCUUCCACUACUGUCGAAAGAAUCUGCAGAAUCUGAAAAAACUCAGAUUUUUAAUUUCUACCCGUCAAUCAACGCCAAACCAUUAUAUCCGAAAUUGUCUGACAUAAAUUUGAACGACUACCCGAUUCAUAAUGGAGGAAUGAACAAUCCUGGAACACCUCAAUUAGCAAAUGCUGACUUUAUCAACCCAAAGGCCUUACCCGUUCCCAAGGAUAUUUCAAAAAUCAAGCCAAUUCUUAACUUGAAAUCUGCCCAAUAUGUAACCCCUACUGAUGUCCCGGCAGUCCAUGCCCUAACUGUGGUUGAUGAAUUACUAAGACACAUAGCUCGUUCUUUCCUUGCGGACUUAAAACUCGUCAUAAUUACCCACGGUUUCAAAAGUAAUGCAAAAGAAACUUGGGUAACCAGUAUGCAAAAUGAAAUUUUGAAGCAUCAUCCAACCUAUAUUGUUGUUCUUUUGGACUGGUCCUCGGGCAGCGGUGGAUUUAGCUACGCCAAAGCAGCAGCCAAUUGCCUGGAAGUUGGCAAACAACUUGGAAAACUGAUUGUUUACAUUAAGGAAGCAUUUUCGAAGCAGAAAAUUGCAACCCAUGUUUGGGGCAUUGGCCACAGUUUGGGCUCCCACCUGAUGGGUGCGGCUGGGAGAUACUGCCUCUCGCAGAACAAAUUAAUCAACAGAAUUACCGGACUUGACCCGGCAGGAGUAGGAUUUGAAAAUUUCACAGCGAAAAUGCUUUGCUCGAAGGAUGCCAGUUUUGUGGACGUUAUCCACACAGACGGAUACCAUAAAAAAGAAAAGCCACCCCAAAAGAUUUUCAAUGCCACUUUGGCACAAUUUGAUGAUAACCCCUUGGUGAAUUUUGGCCCUUUCGGCACAAUGAAACCGUGCGGUCAUGCCGAUUUCUACCCAAAUUCUGGUUAUUGUCAACCGGGGCACAAUACAUGGAGCAAUUACACCAUAGGCAUGGGAACCCUUAGCCACAGCAUGGCACAUGCUCUGUUCACAGCAACGAUAGGAAACAAGGGACUAUUUGAAACAAGUCAACAGUUCGAAGAAGCACCGGAAAUGAAGAAGUCACCCCGAAUGUUUUGAAGACAUCUGUAAAAGUCGAAAUGGGGUUUCACUGCAAGCCUUCCACUAGAGGUUGCUUCUACCUUGAAACAACUGAAGACAAUGGUUUUAUCAAUGAUCAGAUUAGGGAAAAUAAUUCCCAUGUGGACGGUAUCACCAGAGGCGACAUAUAUGAUGUUCUUCGCAACAUGACGAAGGCUCAGUACGUUCAACAGUUGGGAAAUGCCAGAUACGCGCUAAUAAUUAAUAUUGUUGAUUAUACCGAUUGUGGCCAUGCUGAACGCAAGGGAGCUCCGAAUGAUUCGAAGGAUUUGAAGGAUUUUCUUGAGUCUCGAGUACAAAUAUGAGGUCACCGUCACAAGGCCAAAAUCCACAAAGAAGGACGUGUCCCAAACUUUGGAUAAGUUUCUUCGCGUAAUUAAGAACGAAACGAGGAAAAUUGACGGAAUUUUCUUAGCAGUUAUGGGCCACGGUUCAAAGGACAAUAUUAUUGCCAGCGAUGGGAAAGAAAUUAAUAUUUUCACGGAAAUUAUUGAACGUUUUGGAAAUGGAAAGUGUCAUAAUUUGAUGGGUGUUCCGCAAAUCUUUGUAAUUCAAACUUGCCGUGGGAAUCGGUUAGAUAUUUCGCCACUGAAACAUCGGAUGCCCAAAAGCGGGACCCUCGCAGAGGAAGACAAAAAUAUUCCGACCACUACGGAGCAAGAACUCUGGAACAAUUUACCAUUUGCAGAGAGUCCAACUCCUCCCGAAAUGUCUGAUAGUCUUGUAAUUUUUUCAUCUUAUCGCGACACUAAAUCCUUUCGCUACGAACAAGGAGCCUGGUUCAUUCAGCUGUUUAUCAAAGCGGCAAAAAUAGCCGCCGCAUAUAAGAAGAUAGAAAUUUUGUCCCUUCUUAAUGGGAUUGUAGAGCAUUCCAAAAGUAAGCACCAUAGGGCGAUGGAUUGCAGGGACGGAGUCUCUGAUACCUGCGAAACUAUAUUUCUUAAACAACUCCCCGUAAUUGAGAAUGUUGGGUUUACCAAGGAGUUUUUUUGCAGCUUAAGACAGCAAGAAAUUGAAACUUGUACCCUGUGCCGAAACAUACAUAAAUUAAGAAUAAAUCAAAUCACAGGCAUUUCUAAUGGGUUUAAAACAUUAAUAACGCAAACUAAAUUCAAUAUGUACAUAAUAUAGAUAUUCUAAAUUUGGAAUUAAA